This is a messenger RNA of Cicer arietinum (chickpea), 2514 nucleotides long. RefSeq lists its product as uncharacterized. Gene Ontology annotation, molecular function: mRNA binding; protein binding. Lineage: Eukaryota; Viridiplantae; Streptophyta; Magnoliopsida; Fabales; Fabaceae. The record is from RefSeq and is a predicted model, not a curated record.
ACUUAUAUUUUGAACUUUGAACGCACAACAGCAUUACUCCCACAACAGCAAGAACCGAGCCCAGCUCCGAACCCCCACCACCACUUCCAGUCGUCGACGAUGAGCGUUCCGAAGGCGGUAGCAGCGACUAUCCGAUUGAGAGUUCCGGCAGCAGCCGCACGUCCAGCGCCACCAUUGGUACCUCAAGACAACGCGUUUGAUUUCACAGUUAAAUCUCCUUCCGUCACCUGGUACCUCAAGAAAGCCGCCGGCAUCAAAUCGGGAAGUACACGUCCACGUCAUAUCUCAAAUUUCUCCCUUCUCACUACUACUUCCCCUUCCCCACCCCCACCACCAAUCACUGAAACCACACUCCUCAAUUUCAUCCAAUCUUUUCACUGGCAUUUCGUCGAACACCUUGCGAACCUCACCCCUUCCCUUCUCUCUUCCACACUUUCCCACCUUCACCUAAACCCACAACUCGUUCACACUCUCCUCACCCAUCUACACAACCAACCUCACUGCUUCGACCUCACUACCCGUUGCAUCGCCGUCUGCAUCCUCUACCGUCUCCCAUCACCCAAACCAGCUCUCCAAAUCCUUCACCCUGUUAUCCUCACCACCACCCCCACCAUCAUUUUCAACCAAUUGUCACUAGCCCGCAGCCGUCUCAAUACGAAAACCACCAUCGUCUUUGACCUUCUCCUCACUGCUUAUUGUCAUCUCAGGAAACCCACUGAGGCUCUUGAGUGUUUUCACUUGAUGACACAAAAUGGGAUUGUCCCCAAAACCGAAACAUGCAAUCAGGUUUUGAGUCUUUUCCUGAAAUUGAAUAGAACCCAAAUGGCUUGGGUUUUGUAUGCUGAUAUGUUUAGGAUGAAGAUCAAAUCUAAUGUUUGCACUUUUAACAUAAUGAUCAAUGUUUUGUGUAAAGAAGGUAAGUUGAAAAAGGCUAAGGAGUUUAUUGUUUAUAUGGAAGCUUUUGGUGUGAAGCCUAAUAUUGUUACUUAUAACACACUUAUACAUGGAUACUGUUUAAGAGGCAAGUUUGAAAGGGCUCAUGCGAUUUUUCAAAAGAUGAAAGAUAAAGGUCUCAAACCGGAUUGUUAUACCUAUAAUUCUUUUAUUUCUCGGUUGUGUAAAGAAGGAAGGAUUGAUGAGGCAGCUGAUUUACUUUGUAAAAUGUCGGAGUUUGGUUUAGUUCCUAAUGCUGUAACUUAUAAUGCUUUAAUUGAUGGGUGCUGCAAUAAAGGGGAUUUGGAUAAGGCUUUUGGUUAUAGGGAUGAGAUGAUGAGUAGAGGCAUAGUUGCUUCUCUUGUCACCUACAAUGUGUUUAUUCAUGCACUGUUUAUGGAAAGGAGGAUGGGGGAAGUUGAGGAUAUGAUGAAAGAAAUGAGAGAAAGAAGAAUGGAGCUUGAUGUUGUUACAUAUAACAUACUGAUUAAUGGCUAUUGCAGAUGUGGGGAUGCAAAGAAAGCUUUCACUCUUUAUGAGGAAAUGGUGGAAAGAAGGAUUAGACCGACACUGGUAACAUAUACAUCGCUUAUAUAUGUUCUUGGGAAAAGGCAUAGGAUGAGGGAGGCAGAUGAGUUGUUUAAGAAGACUAAAGACGAAGGUCUGCUGCCAGAUAUCAUAAUUUUCAAUGCAUUGAUCGAUGGUCAUUGUGCAAAUGGCAACAUCGAUAGUGCUUUUCAACUCUUGAAAGAGAUGGAUGAUGCAAAGGUUUUUCCCGAUGAAGUCACGUACAAUUCCUUGAUGCAAGGGUACUGCAGGGAGGGGAAAGUGGAAGAAGCUCGGAAACUUCUUGAUGUAAUGAAGAGAAGGGGGAUCAAACCUGAUCAUAUUAGUUACAAUACACUUAUUAAAGGUUACAGUAAAAGAGGAGACAUGAAGGAUGCUUUUAGAGUUAAAGAUGAAAUGUUGACUAUAGGAUUUGAUCCUACCAUUCUCACUUACAAUGCUCUUAUUCAAGGCUUGUGCAAAAACCGCGAAGGUGAGCAAGCUGAAGAGCUCCUCAGAGAAAUGGUCAGCAAAGGCAUUACUCCUGAUGACAACACCUACCUAUCUUUAAUUGAGGGAAUGGAGACAGAUGAUGACCUAGGGGGAAAUGAUGAUAAAUGAACAUGUGCUUAUAUGGGGAUUGGUCGCUGCUAUGAUCAACAAUGUUAGUUAAGUGUAACUGAAAUUUGUGCCUCUGAACUCUGAAAGAUGUGAUGAGGCGCAUAAAUGUGCUGAAAGAGGAGGCUACAAGAAUUGCCGAAAAUAUCACACUUAGUCACAAUGAGAAGAGCAAGAUAAAUUCUGCUCGUUAUUCAGCAAUGAUGGCUCCAUUAGUUGUGGCUUUGGAACGUUGUUUAGCUUCAACUUUCUCGAAAUCCUGAGACUCCUCAUGAAGCUUGGUUCCAAGGAGAGUAUAAAGACCAACUGAAAUCAGCUAUUUUAUCCUUCAAGACUCCUCCACCAUCUUCUUCAGCUCUAUGGGAUGUAUGGCGGCCUUUUGAUGGUAUUGCUGCAUCCUUGGCUUCUUACCAGAGG